This is a messenger RNA of Oenanthe melanoleuca, 8367 nucleotides long. It is a transcript of the gene AHRR, whose product is annotated as aryl hydrocarbon receptor repressor. Gene Ontology annotation, cellular component: nucleus; aryl hydrocarbon receptor complex. The coding region runs from base 143 to 2416 and encodes 757 amino acids. NCBI's taxonomy places the organism in Eukaryota, Metazoa, Chordata, Aves, Passeriformes, Muscicapidae. Gene Ontology annotation, biological process: regulation of transcription by RNA polymerase II. Gene Ontology annotation, molecular function: transcription cis-regulatory region binding; nuclear receptor activity; protein dimerization activity. The record is from RefSeq and is a predicted model, not a curated record. The transcript is spliced from 11 exons.
GAGCAUCCUCCCACCCCCGCGCCCUCCGGCCCGCUCGGCCGCUCGCUCCCGCACCUCCGCCCCGCGCCGCGGCCGCGGGCUGCCGCUCGCCCGGAGAAACUUUGCACCCCCGGGUCGCGGCUGGACCGUGGGUGUCAAAGCCAUGAUUCCUCCGGGGGAAUGCCUGUAUGCUGGGAGGAAAAGGAGGAAACCCAUUCAAAAACAAAGGCCUGCAGUUGGGAAUGAGAAAUCGAAUCCUUCCAAGAGACACAGAGACCGUCUGAAUGCAGAGCUGGACCACCUGGCCAGCCUCCUCCCUUUCCCACCUGACAUCGUGUCAAAGCUGGACAAACUCUCUGUCCUGCGCCUUAGUGUCAGCUAUCUCCGAGUCAAAAGUUUCUUCCAAGCCAUUCAAGAAAAGCACUUUAAGAAGCAAGUUGGCCAAACAAUAAAAGAAGACAAUAUAUCUAACAAGACUGCUGUUCAAGAAGGUGGACUUCUACUGGAAUCACUGAAUGGUUUUGCCUUGGUGGUGAGUGCAGAUGGAAUGAUAUUCUAUGCGUCAUCGACAAUUGUGGACUAUCUAGGGUUUCAUCAGACUGAUGUAAUGCACCAAAACAUAUAUGAUUACAUUCACGUGGAUGACCGCCAGGAUUUUUGCAGACAACUGCAUUGGGCCAUGAAUCCUCCCCAGAUGCUGUCUGGACAGCAACUACAGUCAGAAACAGGAGAAGAAUAUAUUCUCAGUAAAUUGUUCAAAGCACAAGAGAAUGACAGCAUGACAACAGAUUAUUCUUCCUUUUUAACUCGAUGUUUCAUCUGUCGAGUUCGCUGCUUGUUGGACAGUACUUCUGGAUUCCUUACAAUGCAGUUCCAAGGCAAACUAAAGUUCCUCUUUGGACAAAGGAAGAAGUCCUCAUCAGGAACAGUACUGCCACCUCAGCUGUCCUUAUUCUGCAUAGUGGUACCACUUCUGCUCCCUUCUGUGACAGAGAUGAAGAUGAAAAGCCUGCUUGUGAGAGCAAAACACAAAGCUGAUGACACAGCAGCAGCGAACACAAACUCCAGUUCAAAAGGCACUUCAGGACUGUGUGAAGCAACAGAAUUAUAUGGAAGAAACAAUCACCAUGAAGGUGCCGCCUUCACUAAUGCAUUACAGAUCGCUGAAAACCAAAUCAAAGCAAAGAAUAAUGGAGAAAAUGGCAUUUCCUUAGUCAAAGUACAAACAAAUGAAGAUCACUGGGUCUGGGUUCAAGCUAACACUCAACUUCUGUAUCGAAGUGGCUGUUCAGAAUAUGUCCUUGCCCAACAACAGAUGUUAAAGGAAGAAGAUGAACAACUAAAGAUACUAAGUGGUUUUGCCAGUUUGAAAGGAAACCUGGAGGGGCUUUCCUAUAACAGUGCCAUUGAAACUCUGGGCCAGUGGAAGCAUCUUAACUGGGCAGCAGUGAAGAAUGAACAAGAUAAUGUAAAAGUGAAGUUUGAGCCUCAUACUAAUGGUGAGUGUUUUACACAAGAGGAACCUCUCAGUUCUAACACAUCAGUUUUGGGCACUCAAAACAACACAAACAGUAGCUGGACUUUAAGAAACUCGAGUUCUUGUUCUAUGAGCCAGAGAAUGAACACAUGUCCAAACAGGAGAGCUGCAUCAUUCUACAAUAGAGAGCAAAAUUUCUUAAAUUUGGCAUCAACUUGUCCUUCCCACUGGGGGAGCGCAGAAAACGGCCAGUCUUACUCGGGGCUCCCACAGCGCUGUGCAGAGAGCUACGUGACAGACCAUCUGAAGCUGCAGAGACCAUUGCUAUCCUCCGAGCCUCUCUAUGACACAGCCAUUCCCUUGGAGAUGCCCAUCAAAACGGAGUACGACUCUGAUUCUGAAAACAUUGCCGAUAACUACUUGCUUUCGCAGAGCCGAGCCUGGCCGGAUGAGAGCGGCUCGGUGAGAAAGCAGCUGCCCAGCUACCCCAACAGAAUGCACCUCAAAACAGAGCCGGACCUCUGCGAGCCAGCCUUGCCUUGCCAGAAGCCAAGGCACUGCCUUUACACGCCCCACAACUGGCAAUGCAUCAUAGCAAAUCAUCCCAACAACCUGAGCUUGAACAGAGCGUGCAAGGGCUCACGGAACAGGGAGGCGGCCCCGUUUUGCCCUCAGAACUCCUCCAUGUGUUUGGAAAGCACGCCUGACCUGCCACACAUGGCUUGUUACAGCCACUUCUACAGCCCCAUCCCAGGGGAGGAGAAAGAGCAGAUUAAUGAGGUGUUCAAAAUGCCAUGUGAAUUUAAAAACCCCUGCUUGGUUCAAGCAAUUAAGCGUGAGCCCCUGGAUUCUCCACCAUUGUCCAACAGUGGACAGAACAGAGCACACGUGAGCUUCCCUGAAAAUACAUUAGCAGGUCCUGUGCCUCAUAAAACCACUGAAUGUACAUUUUUGCAAUAGAUUUUAUAACAUUUGAAAUAUUUAUAAUGUUAAAAGCAAGAAGUUGUAGAUUCUCUUCCAGUUGAGUUAAAUUACUUACUAUAAUCAAAAGCCAGUGGAAAGAUUUUGUGUGUGUGUGAGUGUGUGUAUGAGUGUGUGUGUGUGUGUGUGUGUGUGCACCCAUGUGUGAAAAGAAACAGACACAGGUACACACAUCCUACCCCUGCUACUGCCCUUUUCUUAAUGAUCUUUGGAAAGAGUAAAAAAAGAUAAAACCUCAGGCACAGAAAAAUAACAAUUAUUUGCUGCACAGGUAUACCUGAUCGUUUUUCUUUAUCAUUUUUCCUCUCUUGUCUACAUUUCAUUAGCAAGGUCUAGCAAUUUCUGUUUCCUUUGUUCUGUUUAUUUUUCUCAAGCUGAUGUGAUGCCUCUGUGCAAAUCAGAAAUGUUUAUGGUCUUCAGUAUGGCAGUUUACCAUAGGAGGUUUUGCUUUAUAAUUAUUUUUCUACUCUUAUAAGAAGGAUCAGCUAUUCCUUCACCCCAGCAUUAAAUUAAUGGCAAUAGGAAAGGACUCCCCAACACAACUUCUUAAUUUAAAAGGAUCACAUUAGUAAAAACAAUGACAUGCAUGAACGCAUUAGAAAUUAUUUCACUUCAAACUGAAGUUACUCCUAGGUUUCUUGAUAAUAUUAUUGUUUUAGAACCCAUAUUUUUCCAUUUCAUUGCUAUUAGCCUUUCAUGUUGCUGCUGAAAGACUGAACAAUGGGAGGUAAUCCACUCCUAUAAACCAGUUACAUAAUGCUGUUAAGUAUAUGUGAGAGCAAAGUAUUUUCUGAUUAUUUUCUUUGCUGUUACUUGUAACACCAACAAAGGAAAUGCACUUUUUCACGUGAUAGUAUUUCUUUGACUGAUAGCUUGUUAGAUAUUGUCAUCUUACAUCAAAACCAAAUCCCACACUAAGAUUAUUUUCAAAAACAUUCUAGUUUCAAUUCCAAAAGAAACCCUUAAUCUCACUGAGGGAUGGAUGUACACCUUUCAAAAGCACUUCAGUGCACUUUAGUGCUUUUGAAAACAGAGUGUAUACUUUCUUUGAACCCAGACAUUAAUGUGUUUCCAUAACAAAAAAAAUAAAAUUAUAUUUUGGGUUUUGUUAUUGUUGUAGUUUGACUCCUGCACUAACUUGUGUUUUAAAAUUGCACUAUUUCCACUUUAUAUCAAUUUCACCUAUAUGACAACCACAUCAUUUAAAAAAAAGCUUAGUUAUAUGUAUAUGUGCUUUUUGAAAGAAGCCCUGUAAUUAAUGUUUCCUUUUUCAAAAUGUUUUAAAUAAUUAUAAUGUUUUCCUUUAUCUAUUAGUCACAAAGGGCAUGGCUUUACAUGCCAUGUAAAUCUGCCAUGCCAGAUGAGUGGCAUAAAAUUCUCCCAAAUGCUUUAAAUAUGUGAGAUAAGUGAAGUUUACAGGUAGUGCAAUGGUUCUGCACCUGGGAAGCUGCUCCUCUCCAAGAAGACUGACCAUCUUUUCAGAUAGAAUUUACUGCCUGUAGAGUUGGCAGGUGUAAAGACAUACAUUCUCUGCAUGUUAGUGCCUGUGAACUGUGGUAUGAAUUGCUGCACAUGGGACAGUAAAGAGGGCAACAUCACCUCACCUCUCUCGGGUUCAAUCUGUCAUAGUCCAGCUGACCAUAUGUUUCCUUUUUUGUGCCUGAGGUACAUCAGCUCCCUGUUGGUCCUGUAGUGCCUCUGGUUUGAGACAGCCUUGAUAUCCUUGCUUUAAUACUCCUGCCAGUGGUUGCAAUGUAAUAUCAGACCCCAUUCUGAAGUGAGACCGCAUUGGUGGAAUUUACACUGCUCUCCAGCACACCACUGUCCACAUCAGAAAAAUUCAAGCCAAACUGCAAAAAUACUUGUGGGCAAGCACUUGUUCCUCAUGCAGAAUGAGGCUGCCAUGAAUCAGUGUUGCUGCACAACCUCCGCCUCACUGAUUCACUAUCUACAGAAUUACAAGCAGCAGUUCUUUAGACUCUCACAGAGUUGCUUUCAUAGCCCUUUGCUUGGCAUGCAGCAGUGUCACUGCUUAUGUGCUGGUGCCAGACACUUAUAGUGUGUGCUUCAGGGCUGCUUGUAGGGUUAUGCCAUAAAUCCUGUAAUAUUCUCCAGUCCAGCUCCUCGUGCAGCUGCCUGGCAGAAACGAGAUGAUGGGAGACAGGGAGUGUGAGAGAAUAGAUAGCUGAAGGCAAGUGGAGGAUAUACCUGCAUGAUCUCUGAAAAGCUGCUUCUUUAAUUCCACACUUGGAAUCACUGUCACACCCCUCUGAAUGAGAGAGAGUACCUGGGCUGGGUUUCACACUGCCUUGCACUUUGUCACAUCACUUGCAUUGAUGAAGUGUGACUGUAAAACACUGUUACCUUCAUCUGGACAUGCUGCAUUUUGCACUAUGGGAGUGGUUACACCACGUGCAACUCUCUAGAGGACUAUGCCACCAGAAGCCUUGUCUGUGCUUAGAAAUAUUAUCUGUUGUGACUACAGCAGGAGAACUGUACCAGCCAGGUUUCUCUCUUCAGUGCAGAAGCAAUUUAUACUAAAAACAGAAAUUCUCUGAAGUUCUCUCUGUUGCAAAAUUCAUUCUUUUUUGUUGACAUAACUCUAUCCAUGCUCAGGCAUUCCCGGCACAUAUCAGUUAGAAUUAUUUUUCUCGUGUUUCCAACAAACACAGACACAUUUUACAUAUCUUGAUCGAUAUUACAGAGGUAGAUGAAGCUUCUGCAUGCAAGGGAAUGUGAUCUGACACAAGAGAUAGACUUCUAGGUGGAUGGAUGAAUGUGUGACUCAUAAGUGAGGUGUCACCUUCUGACUCCCUGCUGUGUAAAUGCAGUCAUGUUUGUUUCCUUAUUAUUCCAUAAAGUCUGAAGCCAAGGAAAGCACACUUAUCCUAUGCAUCACAUUUUAUUGUGACCCACUUAAUUUGUGGCUGAGUUUUUAUUUCAGGUCUCACACGAAAAGAUGUGGUAUCAGUAGAAUUUCUUCUAGUCUAAAUUAUCACACAUGCAGUAUACCAAUCUCCCAAGAACUGGGGCUUAUGAAGAGAUCAGCAGUGUAUCCCCUUUCUGGACAAUUGCUAACCAUUGCUGGUAGUAAACAAAGACCAGUUCCUUCUAAGUAUUUGGAAAGAACAAAGGAAAUAACUGCUUAAAAUAAUCUCUUGCCAAUUGUGUUUAAAGAGCAGAUCUGCCUUCAUCCUCUCCCCAUGAUAUAUGCCCUGGAUUGAGUUGGGAUUGAAAUCUGACAUUGCAUUGUACCCUGUUAAAUUACCACUGAUUUCAUCUUCUAAAACUUUACUGUAUGCAAAUAUUAAUGACCCCCUUGCACUGACCAAUAAAUAGGAUGAAAGACAGAGCAGUUCUUUAAAAUGGUUGCAUUUUCUUAGUGGUUGUUGCUGCUUCGGUUUUAUUCUAAAAACUAGCAUCGAGAAGUAGAGUUUAAGAUAUUUUCAGUCACUGGUGUUUAGCUUUUAGCCUUAAUGAACUGGUAUUUGUAUCCCUUCAGCACAACCCUAAAUCCUAUUUUAGGAACCUACCAAUGCAUUUACUGUAGAAACAAUAAAAGAUUAUUCUUGUAGAAGAAAUGCCUAGUCAAAUGGUUGCCUAAUAGGAACUUGGAGCAUUCAGGCUGAAAGAAAUGCCUGACUGAUAAUAGCAUGCAAACUUCCUCAGCCAUAAACUCUCCAGGGGUUGAGACAGAAUGCACUCAUGAAUUCCCUGAUCUUUGGAGAGGGUAUAUUUUGGUAUGGAAAGUGAGCAGCUCUAAAAGCUGUGAGAAGGUGUCUCCCCCUGGGAUGAGACUUGGAUCAUCCCCUCUGGAUGAGACUAUUAUCAGUGCUAAAGCUCAUGAUCAAGGCCUUGAAUUUACUGAGAAUGUGACCUGAUUUCAGCUGCCAGUGGACAGCUGUUGAGCACCAUAAAAAUACUAGUCCAACACCAUUGAAAGCUACUUCUUUUACUGAGAAACAACAUGAUUUGAGCUAGGGAUAAGCUUGAACAGCAAAGAAGAGUGGAUUUUCCUGCACUUACAUGGUGAUUGAAAAUGGGGCAGACCUUCACUAUAAAUAAUUUACACUGAGUUUAAAGUCUUUGGAUAUCAAAGUAAACUCUUGUUUCAAAAAUUCUGAGUGAGGGCAGCAUUGUGUUAGUGGUAAGCUUGUUUUAGCUGUAAAUUCACUGUAGGAAAGACUAACUUCCUACUCUUUGAUUGUAAAGUAUUAAUGCAAAGUUUAAAUCUGUGGUUUACCCUCCCUUCAUUGGAACAGUCAUGUAUUCUUAAAGUUCUUACAUCUGAGUCUGCUCUGGGUGGUACAGGGAAGUCUGACAUUUGAGCAUCAGUCAGUUGAGUAAGACUUUAGGUGCCGAUCCUUUAAUAUGGUAUUGAGAUUGACAGGGCACGUGCAAUUCUUCUGGAAAUUCCUACUGCUUAAAAUACUUAAGAGGCAACAAGCCUGAGGCAAGGAAUAUUCUGUGGGAUAAGAUCAGCUUCUGUUGCCUAGAAGCUUUUCUUAACUCUUUGUGUUGAAGCCAUACUGGAACUUAAGAUAGGACAGCUUCACCUGCUGUAGUUAUUUCAGGAAACCCGAUAUUUUGUCUUAGGAAGGUGUUAUAUUUUAAUUAAAAUUGUUAAAAGGCAUCAUUUCCCCUACCUAUGUACAUAUAUUGUCUUAGGUAGUGGUAAAAAAAUUAAUAUCUUUAUUUACUUUCAUUUGAGAGUCACUUAACCAAGAAAACCAACUUCAGAAUGACAGGGGUGUAGACCCAUUCUAUUUUUUCUUGUCUUCCCUAUCUGCUCGUUUUCUCUCUCUCCACCCUCUUAGGGUGCAAACAUACAAAAUGGAAAUACUUUUCUGAUCAUACUUAGACAAAGAUCCUAAACCUUAACUAGACUGUAGAAAAUUUCUCACUAGAACAGGAGUUUCUUUCCUUGGAGUUUCUUCUUUUAAAUCUUGCCAAGUCCUAUGAGAAAUUGUGCGUCGCAACUGAAACAUGCGUUUGUAACGUGUAGAGCAAGAGACGGUGCAGGUGGCCACGCUCAGGAUGUAGUCACAAGGCUUUAUCCAGCUGAAGGAAAUUCACACCAGGGCUGCACCGGGUAGCUUAUGUUCAUAGGCACUACCAUCCUGACAAACAGAUCUUUGUCACGUUUCAGUGACAUUUGGUGUGCUCUUGUCACUGUGAAAACAUUUCCCUAUCGUGCUAUCAGAAAUGCCUCUGAGCAAAGUCAUCAGCAACAGCCUGAAAUACAUUCUAAAUUCUAAUACAUUUUAAAAAACCAACCCAAACAUCUGGAAAUCCAAGCACUUGCCUGUCCUUAGGCAAAGAUGUUGUUUGAGUGGAAGCUUGGAAGUAAAAAAAAAAAAAAAAUUACUACAAAUUUUGAGGAAAGAAGAGACAUAUUGCCAUCAAGGUGUAAUUAUUAUGCGACUACAGCAUUUAUUCUUCAUCCACUGUUAAAAUUCUGUGGUCUGAAAUAACUUUUUUUUUCCCUGUAGAGCUGGUUUUGUAAUUUUUCAGGUUAAAAAUAAUUUCUUGAAAACAAGGAUUGAGUCAUUUCAGUGCUAAGAUGCAUUUCUCAAUCAGACGGAAAACAUCAUUCUAGAAGGCAUGAAGUGCUCCUGUUCCUUUCCUGGGGCUAGUUUCCCAGACUCUGGCAAAGUCAGUGUAUGCAUUAACUCUCUUGCUGCUGGUAAUUGUGCAGCUGAUGCUCUAACUAUGCAGUCUGAAGUUUUUCAAGAUUUCCUUGAUGCAACAGGGCUCCAGGGUCAGCUCCAGUUUCACAUUUGCACUGGUAGAAUUAUGGUAAAGAUGCGCCAGGAGGCAACAGAAAUAACAUCAGCUGCUUGGCUAGUCUUAUUAAUUGCAUUUAAAAAAAAACAAAACAGGUGAAGUUCUGGUCUAGAGCUCCUCAUUUUGCACCACAAGGGGGUGUG